Messenger RNA from Ostreococcus tauri, 1407 nucleotides. Its product is annotated as unnamed product. Bases 1 to 1407 code for a protein of 468 amino acids. The record is from RefSeq and is a predicted model, not a curated record. The transcript has a single exon. Lineage: Eukaryota; Viridiplantae; Chlorophyta; Mamiellophyceae; Mamiellales; Bathycoccaceae.
AUGAUUGGACGACGCGCGCUCGGCGUCGCGUGCGUCGCCGCGGCGCUCGUCGCGACGCUCGGGACGUUCGCGACCGCGCGCGCGUCCGUCGUCGUGUUCGGACGCGUCGUGGGGUCGGGCGCCGCCGCGGUGGGCGCGGUGGGGUCGGGCGGCGCGGCGGCGGCGGCGGCGAGACGGGUGGCGGCGGCGGCGACGGCGGCGACGACGACGGCGACGACGGGUGGACGGCCGAGCGCGAUCGAGGGGUUCGACGUGUACGACGGCGCGUCGGCGGGACGGCCGGCGACGCGGACGUACGUGCGGCGCGAUGGGACGACGCCGCGCGUGGGGUAUCACGUGACGUGGUGCUGCGAGAACGACGUCGAACAUUUGGCGACGCGCGUUCGCGGAAUCUCGCGGGAGACCCUGGGGUUGGUGUUCGUGUCCAAGGGUAAUCGUUUGGGAUGUCGUGGUUUAAGCGCGAGCGUGCUGAAUCACACGUGGAUGUGCGCCGAGACGGAGAACGCGCAGGGACGGGAGGUGGACGCGAUGGCUUGGUUCAUGCGUCGACAGUACGACGCGCUCCCGGAGAUCGUCGUCUUCACGCACGACGAUAGAUAUUAUUUCCCGCACAUGGAGGCGUUCAUCGAGGGAUUACGAGAGCGAGACGUCGCGGGGGGCGACGUGGUGGGAUUCGUCGCGGCGCGGGCGAAGACGAUGGACGAACUCCUCGCGCGAGCUCCGGAGAAAAAAUCUCCCUCGGAGCUCACCGAAGACGCCUUCGUCUCCGAGAACGUGGUUCACGAAAAUCUACACGCGAUGUACGCGUACGUGAACACGUUCGCUCUGUUGAUCGGGACGUUUUUUGAGGUCAAGGCGAGCGCGAGCGAGCUCGAAGUGCAAAACGAGACGCACGAGUUGCCCGGUUGGCGGCUCUCCGUGAAAACGCUCGGCGACGACAUCUAUUGGCCGGUCUCCGCGAACUUUGCCGUGACGAAAACCAUGAUUCGAGGUCGCACGCCACAGUUUUGGGAAGCGGUGAUCGCGCUCGCGACGUGCGACGGAAAACUCACGUCGCACUCGUUCGAGUACACCGCCGCGCUCGAGUGGGCGCACACGUUUGAGCGCGCGUGGUUCCCGAUCGCGUUCAAUCCGAAUCUUCGCGAGAGAUCUCCCGAGGCGUACGCCGACUGCCUUCUCGACCCCAAGUCUCGAUGUUACGAAGUGCUCGACUGGGAUCGAGACGUGCGCGAGAUUAUUCGAUACGACGCCGAGCGCUUUGAGAACAUGACGAAAUACGAGUACAGGCAGGCGGCGCAAACGCGAGGCCUGCGCGUCGAGAACGAUCCUCGAGACGUCGUGAAGAGUUGCGGCGCGAACACGUGGAGCGAUCACGCGAAUCACGAGCGAGGAAAACUUGAAAUUUAG